Molecule: messenger RNA, 237 nt
Organism: Dictyostelium discoideum AX4
Lineage: Eukaryota; Evosea; Eumycetozoa; Dictyosteliales; Dictyosteliaceae
Exons: 3
Coding region: 1-237 (78 amino acids)
Source: RefSeq, a predicted model, not a curated record
AUGGUAGAUGUAAAAACAAGUUUAUUUAAUAAUCCAAAGUUGAAAAUUAAUGGUAACCAAAGAAAUAAACCAGAUACAAAUGAUAAUGGAAAUAAAUAUUCUUCAACACAUGUUACCUAUACUACUGGUGUUACUGCCGCUGCUACUACAGCUUUACCACUGCUGCUCCUAAAACUGCCUACACCAUCCCAUAUAUUCUGUGGAGAUUACCAAUACCUUUGGCAUCAUUACAUUUAA